Messenger RNA from Trichechus manatus latirostris (Florida manatee), 756 nucleotides. It is a transcript of the gene CDCA5, whose product is annotated as cell division cycle associated 5. Gene Ontology annotation, biological process: mitotic metaphase chromosome alignment; double-strand break repair; mitotic sister chromatid cohesion. The record is from RefSeq and is a predicted model, not a curated record. The transcript is spliced from 6 exons. Gene Ontology annotation, cellular component: nucleus. NCBI's taxonomy places the organism in Eukaryota, Metazoa, Chordata, Mammalia, Sirenia, Trichechidae. Bases 1 to 756 code for a protein of 251 amino acids.
AUGUCUGAGAGGGGGACGCGGUCCGGAGGGGCUGCCCGGCGUUCUGGGCCCCAGUCCCCAUCUCCUACCAAAUCUCUGCGGAGAUCCCAGCGGAAAUCAGGCUCCGAUCUCCUCAACACCCUCCCUGAAAUCUGGCCGAAGGCACCCCCUGCGGCCCCGGUCCGAAAGGCCAUCGUCUUGAAGAAGAUCGUGGCUCAUGAGGUCGAGAUCCCAGCUGUCCAUUCGCCUCGAAGGAGCCCUAGGAUCGCUUUUUUGUUAGAGAAAGAGAACAACCCUCCUACCAAGGAACCUACUAAGGAGGACCUCUUCAAGACGUGUAGCACACCCGUCACCCCAACCACCACUCCGGUGCUGUUACCCCUGAAUGUCGAGUCCAGCCCCAGGAGCGGAGACCUGGAUACCAGAGACUUGGAAAUGUCUAAGAAAGUCAGGCGAUCCUACAGCCGGCUGGAGGCCCUUAGCUCCACCUCCACCCCAGGCCGCCGCUCCUGCUUUGGCUUUGACGGGUUGCCGGUGGCACAAGAAUUUGCCAGAGUCUCACCUGUGGUGUGUUCGAAGUCAUUCGAGGUCACUGGCGUCUCUGUGAAGCCCUGGGCCCCAGACACAACUCUCCCCGGGAUCUCCCCACCAGCCAUAAAAGAGAAACGAAAGAAGAAGAAAGUGCCCGAGAUCCUGAAAUCGGAGCUGGAUGAGUGGGCUGCGGCCAUGAAUGCUGAGUUUGAAGCUGCUGAGCAGUUUGAUCUCCUGGUUGAAUGA